This is a messenger RNA of Podarcis lilfordi (Lilford's wall lizard), 41450 nucleotides long. Lineage: Eukaryota; Metazoa; Chordata; Lepidosauria; Squamata; Lacertidae. The record is from the annotation of a GenBank genome assembly.
AUGAAGUUAACUCUCUUUAUUCAAAGGGAAAAAAACAAGCUCAGAGACCAGGCCUAGCGAGCACAGCAACUCUUCCCAAUAGAUCUUGCCCCGAUGAGUCAGUUGUGAGGUCCCCAUAGCUCCCUAAGUCUCCUUUCCCAGGUCCUUCCCAAGCAAUUUCGGAUUCCUCCUUCUUGUCUCUCAUUGCUCCAUCUUCUUCAUCUCUCUGCAUGUUCUGGUAGACUGGGGAGAGGGGAGCUGGUCGCAGUAGGAGGGGGAGACCCCUGGCUUCUUCAGCAGCCUGCCUCAUCUCUGCCUCUCCCUCUUCUGCCCCUGGUUCUAGACUGUUCUCUGCCACAGCCUCUUCCUGCUCACUAAACCCUGUUCAGCUUCUGACUCCUCCUCCCAGUCUGUUCCCUCUUCUCCCUCUCCCCACUCAUCAUCAUCAUCAUUCCACCACCAAUCCCCUGGCCCUCAGCCUUCUUCCCCUGAGGGUUCCCUUGGGGGUUCCCCAGCUGGUGUCUCCCACUACUGCUCUGCAUCCAAACCAGUUCAUGACACAUACUUAGCACUGUCUGAAUUCCUCCAUUAGCUCAGGUGUGGGAACCUUUCUACCCUGAGGGACCAGAUUGUCAUCUUCCCUAACCCCUGAUGGGCAAAGUUUGACAGGUGGGCAAUGACAUCAGGUGACCUUUUCCUCCCCUUGCAGAGUCUUCAGAAGCCCCACUGAAAGCACCAUUUGACACAAUCUUGAACUGGCGCCAGCAAAUACCCAACGUGGGUGUGACUUGGCCAAAAUGGCCUCAGGCUAAAUGGGGAGGACUGGGCACUCCCCCCCCGCCCGCCUUAGCAAUAGCUUUAAACAAGCCACUGUUUCACAAUUAUAUCUGAAUCCCACAAAUUUGGGCUUUCUCCUGGAUCGGGUAAAUGAAGAAGCCACACACACAAACCCUUGUCCUUUGAAAUAUACCCCAGCACCUCCACAUGCCUGUUUGUGAUUCGACCUGGUUUUCCCCCAUGAUGCCUAAACCUUUCCAAGGCAAAACAUCCAUCCAUCUCCCAGCUAAUCCUGUACCCACUUACCUGGGAACAACCUCCAUUGAACUCGCUCUGAUCGGCUUUUGAGAUACACCAUGCAAAGGAUUGUUGUGAACUACUGGUACUAAACCACCUCAUGCCUUUUGUACAGUCACAUUCUCUCCUCUGGAUCUUGAAAUCCCCCACAUGCUCACAAAUCAGCCCAAACGCUUCCGCAUCCUUCACUUCCUCCCGCAAUGCCGCUGAUGGAAAAAACACACCGGUUGAACUGUAUAGAUAUCGCCUUGAAGCUUCCGAAGCACAAGAGGCCCCCCCCGCCCUUCUGCAAAUAACACCCCCAGACACAGACCCCCAUCUCUUUGGAGACAAGCCCACCGCCUGCACCUGACCACAAUGCAGAAAAAAUACCCACCUACCUUAAGUCCCUAUUAUACAAAGGCGACCACGCCCCCCUCUUGAGUUAACACCUUCCUCUGUAUGUACCCCAACACCCCCUCGCCCAGUAUAUGGGUCCAUUCUUCGUUUUGCUGCGACCCCCCAAGAAGGAAAGAAGUCUCCAUGCCAUGCCCUUGAUGAAAGAUCUGACUCAGCAAUUUUUUUCCACCUGUCAGGCCUGACACCGUCCUGGAUUCUGCAACAAUCCCCACGGUGGUGGGGGGGGCGGGGUGUCCAUCCGCCUUUGGCAAAACCUGGUGCCCGCAAAUAAGGCAGGGUUAAAUAAAAUUUUAAAAGCCACAUGCAAUGCAAUGCAAUGCAGCCCGGGCCCUCCCAUCGCCCCACCCCGAGGUUUUUAGCACCUCCUUGCACUGACCUCUCCCCUUCCCCCAACCUUUUUCUCACCACCACCGACUCAACCUUCCCCCCCCCCGCCCCACCUCGCGCACCGCGCACCCGCACACCAACCUCCCACCCGUGCAAAUCUCGCGAGACAACACGUGCUUUCACAAGUGGUCCCCCCCCAACACCUCUUCUCCUUGCACCAAUCGAUCCGGGGGCUGGGCUUAAAAAAAAAAAAAAGCCUAAGUAAAGGGGGGCGGGGGAGAAGGGGGUGUAUAGGCGAGAGCUGGGGGGGGAGAAAAAGUGAAAUGUGGGGGGGCUGCCCCGCCCCCAUUGAUCGCAACUUGCAACCAACCCCCCCACCUGAAUAGCGGUUUUGGGGGUAAACGCCCCCCCUCUCCCACCCACCCAUCCCUAAUCCCUUCCUCGGGGGAAAAAGAGGAGGAGGAGAGCCCCAACCCUCUCGGGAACGAGGCUACCUUUGCCGGGCGGGGAGCCUACGCGAGGCCGGGGAUUUUACGGCCUGCCUGCUCGCUUCUCUCCCUUCUCGGUCUCCGCCGAGAGGGCGCGGGAGGAGCAGCUGCUCUCCCACCGCCACCUUCCUCCGGUGAUCCCUCCUUCUCUAUCUCCCCGUCUUCUCCUUGGGGCAAAAAAGGGCCCUGCAACCAACCAACCGGCUGGCCCAGGAGCGAAGCCCAGCCGAGCCGCCGCCGCCGCCACAGGUGAGAGAGACCGCGCGUCCCGGGCAUCCCUUGCCUCGGCCCCACGUUGCGGACGGGCGCUGCGGGAAGAGAGAGGCUCGCUUCUCCCCCGCCGCCCUUCCAUCCAGGCCGUGGCCGGCAGGCGAGCGCGAGAGCGGGCGAACAGGCCGGCCUUCCCCUGGUAGGCCUAAGGAGGGUCGGGGAAGAGGUGCAGCUGCGGCGGCGGCGCUUUCCGAGGGAGGGGUAGGUAGGCCUUGCAGCUGGGGCUUCUCCUUCACCCCCAGCUCCGUUGCCGUUACACUUGGUGACAUUUUAUUUUUUUUGAGGGGGGGGUCAACAGUCUGUGUAGGCCUCGCCUCCCCCCAGCCCUAUCGGUUGCUAUAGCAACGCCGCGGAAGAAGGGCGAGUGCGCCCCCCCCGUGUCCCAACCUCGGGAAAGGGGCCCGGGUUACUAUGGUAACGUUGUGGGGGGACGGACCCAUACAUGCCCCUGUAGGCCUUGGGGUGUGUGGAAUGGGGGAGACCCCACUCUCAUAUUAUUGUGGGACUGUUUUUAUUGGGGCGACGUGGUUUUUGGGGGGGGGGUAGGUAACGCGCGUGGUGGCCGUUCUCUCGUCUAGGCCUCGAGACUGGCCUACGUUGCCUAAUUAGAAGUUGCAAGCCCGGUGGGGGCUUAAAAUAAGGGCGAGUUAAGGGGGGGCGAGUGCGCCCGGGCUGUUGCUAUGGGAACGUUCUGGUCGGUUGGGGAGGGGGGGCGGAAGAGCCUCCCUCUCGCGUGCUGGGUGGGGUGGGGGGGCUCCGUUGCCUUGGUAACUUUCCGUGGUUGGGAGAGGGUCGCGCCCACCCGUGUCAGUGAACGGGGCGCGGUGGGUGGGUGGGCUGCCGGGCCUAGAGGUCUCAGGUGCCGAGCCUCCUUGGGCCUGGUCGUGAGGGGAUUGUUUUGUUUUCCGGUCAAGGGGAGAGUGAGAUGUCAGCGGCCUCUGGGGACGGCAGGCCCCCGCGGGUGGGAGUCGCCACAGCUGGAAGUGUGGGUAGGGGUUGUUAUUGCUUUUUAAAAAUAAAAAUGGGGGGUUGAUAGGUUAGCAGGGGUUAAAUCAGGAGGGGAAAGGGGUGCUGUUCUGUCACUCCCCAUUGGAGUAAAAGAGGUGGUCCCCAUCCCAUAAGAACAAGUGGGUAAGGCCUGGAGUAAGGGGAUGGAUGCUUGCCUGGGUGUCCCUUUCCUGGGUGGGGAGAGUCAUUGGCUCCUGUUUUAACUAUUGUAAAUUCCAACAAGGUGGUGGUCUCGGGUCCCAAACUGUAGGGCCAUCUCUUGAGAAGUCAAGGAUAAAGCGAGCGAGAUUGGAGGUUACAAAGUGAAAUAAAUGUGUUCUCUGGAAUAGCAAGAAGUAGAAGUCAGGGCGAGGGGGACACUCAGUUGAGUGACAUUAUGUAUUCGUUUAUCAUUUCAUAUAAUGCCAUGAAACAACAGUUUGUUUGCUUUAUCGUCAUUCCGCACACAUACAUGCUUGAGAGAUGCUCAAUUCCCACUUCAGGGAAUUUAACAUGCCUUGAGGGGAAAGUGAUCAGAAGUCUGUUUAAAACAUGCACAAAUGCCUUUCUCAGAUGCCCGCCCACUUAGGGGUUCAGAAGUCCCUGAGGUGACAAACCCACCUUUGUGUGGCUGCUUUAAACUUGAAUGCUUUUAAUAAUUAUGAAUGCUUCAUUAUCUUCCCAGCUGGUUCCUUUGUAGCUUAUUGAGUUGUUUUAGAAGCCUUGUUGGGAGAUUUUGGAAUGUUUGUAAGCGCACUCGAUUAGAACCAUUUUCUUCCUUCUAAUAGAUACUAUGAUAAAAAAUAAGCCUAUUUGGACGUCCCGUCACUUGCACUGAUAUGUAUAUUUCAAAGUAAAGUGUGGCUAAGGUUGUAGCCGUAUGGUCAUAUUGUUGACAUGUUCUUCCGACUAGCACCAGCAACACUACAGCACUGCCGUCUUAUUUAUCUGUUAUAAGUCAAAGAUGGGGGACCUGUGGCCAUCCAUAUGUUGUUGGACUUCAGUGGAGUUGUCCAUCAGCCCUAGCCAGCAUACCAGUAGUUAGAGAUGAUGGAAGUUGUAGUGCAACCAUAUCUGGAAGUUCAUAGGUUCCACACCCUCGCUAUAAAUAUAUAACUAGCCUUUCCAUUUUAAAGUAUUUCAGUGGUUGAUAGCAUGAUAACAAGACUAUUGAACAGCUAAAAGGAGGUAGCAGAUAAACAGAUAGCAAAUACAGUGGUACCUCGGGUUACAUACACUUCAGGUUACAGACUCCGCUAACCCAGAAAUAGUACCUCGGGUUCAGAACUUUGCUUCAGGAUGAGAACAGAAAUUGUGCUCCGGCGGUGCGGUGGCAGCAGGAGGCCCAAUUAGCUAAAGUGGUGCUUCAGGUUAAGAACAGUUUCAGGUUAAGAACGGAUCUCCAGAACGAAUUAAGUACUUAACCUGAGGUACCACUGUAAAAUGCUAAAGAGAGAUGGGGAAAUGAGGUUCCCUGGGAAGGGAGUUUCAAAAUCUGGGUGCAGCUGUAUCCCAGCCAAACACAACUGUGAUGUUAGCAGGAUUCAGAAAAGAGUCUCCCCAAAAUAUCUUAAUAAGCAGGAGAAAGCAGUCCUUUAAGUAUCCUGGCUAGUGAUUUUUUAAAAUUCCACUUGACGCUUUUUCUUCUGCUGCAGUCUUCUAGAAAAGUGAUAAUGGGGACAAAAUGGAGAGCAAACAGAACAACUGAUGUGAAGUCAGUAGCUGGUCCCCCCCCCCCUCUUUCUAAAGGGUAUUGGUGGUCUUCAGGAAUGUUCCUUCUAAGCAUGUGCUAAAGGUCCAGAGUGAUUCAGUGUUUUAACUUUUAGUUGGGGAAAUGAAAGUGAAUAAAUAGUUCUGGAAACAAUGCCUUUGGAAAAGUGUGAGUCAUAGGGUCAGAUACACUUUGCUUUUCUACUGUUCUGUCAAUCAAUUAUUAAAUAAUUGCUCCGUUUAGGGGCUAUAACACAACCUGAACCAUAGUCUAGAGUUAUGGGAACUGGCCUGGCCUCUUUCAGGGCUUGCACUUUUCUCCUCCUAUCCUUUGACACAAUCGCAAAAAGGAGAUUGGAAGUUUCUGCUUUGGCAUUGCAUAUGAACCCUAAACUAUGGUUAACUUUAUGCUUUGUGGAACCAAGCCAUCUUUAUAAACUAUGGCAUAAAGUUGGUUUUUCCCCCUCUUACCAUAUUUAAGAUUAAACAUAGAUUCUUUUAAUUAUAGUUUAGUAUUGCCUCUGAGCCAGUCUGAAAUGUUUCAAGAACUCCCAAGAACUCUUGCUAUACACAUAUGCUAGCUCUGUCGGUAGAGCAUGAAACCUUUAAUCUCAGGGUCGUGGGUUUGAGCCCCUUGUUGGGUAAAAGAUUCCUGAAUUGCAGGGGUGUUGGACUAGAUGACCCUCGUGGUCCCUUCCAAUUCUACAGUUCUAUUAUCUGACCCAUGUUGUGGCCUCUGUUUCUGUUUUAGUGUUUGGUUGCGUACCCUUCAGCGGUCAAGCUCAUGGUAGAUCUGUCUGGGAAGAUGCUAAAGGGAAUUGAAAAGAAAACAGACCUUUCCCUUUUGUUAUCCAUAAAUGUUUUCAUUUCUGUGAUAUUUUUAGCGUACCUUUUGAGGGGUUGGUCUAGAAAUUGCAGGGUAGAAGAAUGCAUGGUCAAGGAUCUGUCUCUACACUGAGGAAAUGACUGUUUUCUCUGCAAACGCAUAUGUAUUAUCUCUGACUUUUGUAAACAGGAAUGAAAUAUUUUAUUAGCUAUAUUUACUAGUUAGGUUGACAGUGAACUUUUUGAAACACAAUACGUUUGUUUCACUUGUUUGACUUUAUUGUUAGUGUAUGUUUCAUUGUUUAUAAGGGACCAGAUAUUGUUAACCAACUUCAGAGGAAAGUUACUAAGAGUGGCUUCACAUGAACACAGCGGAGAACCCAUCAGCAAACUGAAGAAUUGUGCCACACUAAUGGAGGACCAGAAUCUCCAAGAUACAAUAUUCAUAGGAAAAUAGGCUUCCAGUAUAUUUACAGUAUAAAGACCCUGAUGUUGGGAAAGAUGGAGGGCACAAGGAGAAGGGGAUGACCGAGGACAAGAUGGUUGGACAGUGUUCUCGAAGCUACCAGCAUGAGUUUGACCAAACUGCGGGAGGCAGUAGAAGACAGGAGUGCCUGGCGUGCUCUGGUCCAUGGGGUCACGAAGAGUCGGACACGACUAAACGACUAAACAACAAAUAUUUACAGUCGUACGUUGGUUGCCAAACGCCUUGGAACUCGUAGAUUUUGGCUUCCGAACAAUUGAAAACCUCCUGCAGCCAAUCGGAAGCUGCUUCUUGGUUUUUGAAUGGUUCUGGGAGUCGAACGGACUCCUGGAACGCAUUCUGUUUGAGAACCAAGGUACAACUGUAUAUGGAAUAGAAAGGCCAGCCCCAUGUCCUGUUCUCCAUUAGUGUUUUGAUGUGAAAUGUGGUUAAUGAAGGGAGAUUGUCCAGUACUUUUGAGCUGCCAGUGGAAACACAUGUUGCUACUUUGGCAGAGUGUGAUUUGCAAAUGCAGUAUCUUCAGUGUUCUCUUGCUCUUCAUAGGAAAGCAUGGGAUAGCAACAACAUGUUUCUCAGAAUGAGGAGUAUAUUAGGGUCAAACAGGUCCUUCAGAAAUGAACAUACCCAGUCCUGUAUGUGUGAUAUGGGACUGAAGCAAUUAAAACUAUAUAUAGUGCAUCUCAGCAUGUUAGCAUUUGCCUUUUCUCUUUUUUAGGAGUAGUGAAUUGUUAUGCAUUUUCCCUUACAAUCUUAGCUUCUUGAUUCCUGGAGAUCUUAUGUGGUUGCUACUAAUGAUAUUAUGUUAAAAAUGCUUGUUCCACAGACAUUUACUAGGGUGAGAGAGAAAGGAAUUUUGGGUAUCCAAACUGCUCUUGAUCCACGUGGAGAAGGAUAAUUAAAUCACAUUCACUUUGUGAAGGGAAGAGUAGUUAGUCCAUAUACAAAGAAACCACCCAACAAUGCUGGGGAAUAAUUUUAUUGGAGAAAUAAGAAUGUUACCCACAGUUCUGGUUAUAAUGACACCAUUUAAAGUAACAGUGUUGUAUCACUAUAUACACCUUUAUGUUUGAUUGGUUAAUGCUAUUAAUGUUUCCUUAUAUUAAUGUUUUGACUUCAACCCAAUAAUGGCAAACUUUAAUUAUUUCUGCAUUGGAUACUUAUACACUGUGUUGUCUAUCAUUGUUGACAGAUAUGAUGGAAGAAUUGCAUAGCCUGGACCCACGACGGCAGGAACUGUUGGAGGCCAGGUUCACUGGAGCUGGCGUUGCAAAGGUUGGUAUCAGCACAGCUCACUGACCAAAAGCAUGUGCACACUCAGUAAUCUUUCAUUUGAUGCUUGGUGGACUUCUAAUAAUCUAGAUUGUCAAUUUUUGGCAUCUUUUGCUUGCCGUCAUGGGGAUGGAGAACACUGCUGAAGCAUAAUGUAUGUAUGACCUCUAAAUGUUCAGAAAUCAAACAUACUUCGAAAAUAAUCCGGCAUUUCAUGACCUCUGCAGCUUGUUUUGGAGUUGAUGUGAAAAGUUCAUAAUAUAUGAGCAGUGAGCAUUAGUAGAAGUUGAAUGCUUUUUAUCAGUUGAGUAAUGAACUUAUCUGGGAAGCUUGAGAAGUUACCUUCUCACACAAUGCUAGACAUUCCUAUAACUAAAGUUUCUUUUCUGUUCUUAUAUCAAGUAUCUGCUUUUGGUAACUUCUUUCAUUCUUUGUUUUAAAUCCCACAUCAAUGUUGAUGGCAUUCUCUUCCGUCAGCCAUCUCUAGUUCUCUCAGGUUUCUUCUGUUUUCACUAGCAUAUCAUAACAUCAUCCAAACUAAAUGUUCAAGACUGAAUUGCUCUGUGUUCUAUCUUAUUUUUAUGGAUGGAGUUGCAUGUUGAAUUGGUUGCAAAAAUGGGAUCCUGACAUUCUUGGGAUUCUUAGAAAAACAGCCCUCAGCGACAAUAACAACUAUAAUUGGUUUUUAAAGUGCCUUAGGUUUUAUAGGUGCUUCGGAAAGAUUCAAAAACUACAACCCCUGCUCUUGGUCUUAUAGUAUAAUGCAAUACAAAAUAAAAGGCAAAGGCAACAACAAAAUAAAAGGUAAACUAGCACCAGUUCUUCAUAGUUCUAAAUUCUUACAGUAGAUACAGAUUAUAUAAAUGCAAAUGUUAGUGAAAGGUGAGUGUGGUAGUCCUCUGAGGCUAGAGGAGAGCUUGCAUGUGAUAAUCCUUGGGUAGUACUCCUACUCAGAGUAGACCCAUUGAAGUUAAUUGACAUAACUAAUUUAGAUUCAUUGAUAUCCGUGGGGCUAAUCUGAGUAGGAUUUAAUUGAAUACAACCUCUUGCUAUCUGUGUGCUUAUCCAUGACAGCUGCUGCUCACCCUAGGCAGGUAGCAAAUAAGUCUGUGUUACAUAGUUCCCAUCACAGACAUGUUGCUAGCCUGCCAAUAAUAGACUGGAGCAGGCAUAGGCAAACUCGGCUCUCCAGAUGUUUUGAGACUACAGUUCCCAUCAUCCCUGACCUCUGGUCCUGUUAGCUAGGGAUGAUGGGAGUUGUAGUCUCAAAACAUCUGGAGGGCCGAGUUUGCCUAUGCCUGGACUGGAGGAUUGUUGAAACAAAGUUUUUGUAGACCAUAUUUGAUUUGGAACUGUCAUCACUCGCUUUGGGUUUCAUUAAGUUUGAUUUUAUGUGCAGCCAAGUUUAGUGUAUUCAUUUUUGCUCCAUUAAAUCUUGUCAUGAGCUUAUCAUUUGGCUGCAGUAUUUCAAGAAGGGUUUUUUUUUUAAGCUUGCGUCUUGGGCUUUCUUAGUGAAAACAUUUGGGGAAUUAAUAAAACAAGGCAGUCUUGUGCCCCCCCUAAAAAAACAAAACAGCUGGGAAUUGGGGGACAAUCAGGAAUGUCAUGCAGUUUUGGUUCACAUGACUGCAAUGAAGGUGGAAUUGGCAACGCCUCCUUACCUCUUUGAGGGACAGUUUCUUAUCUUAAUUUUAGGUCUAAUUUUGAGGUCCAGGUUGCUCCACUUCAAAGAAAGAAAGAAAAAGAUUCAAAUUCCCGAGAUGGCCAAAAUGGUACUAUUUUGGUAUUUUAUUAAUAAUAAUGGUGUAUACAUUUUGUUGUUAUUAUUUCAACUUAUUAGUUGCUUGGCAGUAAAAAGUCUCCAAGCAAUUUACAAAAUGAGAAAGCAAAAUGCAAAGCAUACGAUGAGAAAAAGAGCAAUCCAUUGCAGUAAAAACCAUACAAUACAAACAAAUCCAAUAGAGCAUCAGCAAAAAACGUACCAUCAAUAGUCAGCAAUAUCAUCCUCAUUUGUCAAGUAGCUGGGAGUAGAGAGAUUUUACCUGGAGCUGGAAGCGUGUUAAUGAUGGCACCAGGUGGGCAUCACUAGCAAAUGUUGUACUUAACACAAAUCAACCUAGCCGCUGUGUAUGUUCUGGAGCUUCAUGUUCCUUUAUGUAGUUAUUCUAAACUUCUUCAAGGGAAAUAUGAUGAACUAAAUCCCCCACUUUCUUUCAAAGAUCUCAUUGCUGUUGGUUCAUGUGUAUAGUCUCUCAAGUCUUUGUAACUCUUCUGUUAUUAGUCUGUGCGUUGACUUGCAUGUCAACAUUAACCUUACUUUAACAAUUAAAUUUGCCAGCCAGAUCCAUCUGAGACUCCCAAACGUAAAACAUUCCCACGGUAUUACAAAGGUAUUAUGGGAAAACUUCACGUUACUAAAAAUACACAAAUUAUUGUUAAGAAACAGAUAAGUCCACCAUCUUUUGAAGAGUUUUUGAAUGAAUAGGAUAUGGUUGGUGAGAUAAGCUUUUGUGUGUGAACUGAAAAGGCACUUAGGGGGAACUAGCCCUAUUUGCCGAGCCGAGCCUUUUCCCUGAUGUAUUAAUCUGCAAGAAUUUUUUGGGUUAGUUAUAUGAGGCCCUCAUCUUAGAUCUGAAGUAACAUAGUCAAGACACAAGUAUACCACCUGAGUGGAGUUUAAGGCCAAAGUAUUCAUGUGUGUUUCUCUGCAACCAGAAGGACAUUUUUAUUUAGUGCUUGGGCAUCUGGUGCAGUUCUACUGUACAGCUUGUUGUGUAAUUGUAGCCAAUUCUUCCUUGUAUAUAAAGAUAGGAAUUGGCACUUAGGUGAGAAUAUUCCAGUUGCUUGAGACUCCUGUUGGUAAUGGGAGACAUAGGUACAGUGGUACCUCGCAAGACGAAAGAGUUUUUCGUUUUUUGAGUUGCUUCGCAAGACGAAUUUCCCUAUGGGCUUGCUUCGCAAGACAAAAAACGAAAACGUCUUGCAAGUUUGUUUCCUUUUUCUUAAAACCGUUAAUACCCAGGGUGACUUCGAGGAGCAACUCAUAGCACGCGGUGUGGUAGCCUUUUUUGAGGUUUUUGAAGACUUUGGUGAUUUGGAAGACUUUGGGAAACCGUGCUUCGCAAGACGAAAAAACUCGCAAGACAAAAAAACUCGCAGAACGAAUUAAUUUCGUCUUGCGAGGCACCACUGUAUUUAUGCUCUGAUGGCUACCCAGAGAUUAAUGUUUUUCGUUUUCCCAGGACCACUGCAGGGUCCUUCAAUUUUUGUAUAUCUAUUCUCAGCAUAGAUAUAAUAGGCAUGCCACCUUCCUGUUUGGUGUACUGUUCGAUCUUUUUCUUUUAAAGGAUUUGAUUUGACUUUAAUAUUGUAUAAUUAUUGCAUGGUUGUAGCCCAUCCUGCGAUCUUGUAGUAAAGGGUGGGCAAGAAAUCUGUUUAAAUAAAUAACAUCCUUCCCCACUAGGAACUGAUGGCAGUGGUGCCCAACAUAAUGUCAGGAUGCAAGUGUCCUUGUGUCACCAGUGCUCCUUAAAAGCUUUUACAUCAGUUUUUACACAAACAGGUUUAAUCAAGUAAAUGCAAGUUUUGUUUUAUCCUAAGCUUAUAGCAUGGGGAGGCAAACUAAGGCCCAGGGGCCGGAUCAGGCCCAGUCACCUUCUAAAUCCGGCCCGCGGACUCAGCUUGUUUUUACAUGAGUUGAAUUUUAUUUAUUUAAAAUGCAUCUCUGGGUUAUUUGUGGGGCAUAGGAAUUCGUUCAUCCCCCCCCCCAAAAAAAUAUAUAGUCUGGCCCCCCACAAGGUCUGAAGGACAGUGGACCGACCCCCUGCUGAAAAAGUUUGCUGACCCCUGGCUUAUAGUCUUUGGUUCAGGUGGUAGGUACCCUGGAAAUACUUUUUGCAUCCAGUACCAGAAGUGGAUAUGGGAAGGGAACUGCACACGUGCAAAGAAACCAGGAGCUAGUUAGCACCAACAGAAUUUCCUGUGAUAGGUUUUGGCACUAUGCUGUCCAGCAUUAGAACUGAGAUUUUGUAAAUGCACCAAAGAAAGACACGAUUACUUUAAUUUCUCAUUUGUAGACAGUUCAUUGCACUGAAAAGGGAUGCAACAAGUGUGUGUGUGUGUGUGUGUGUGUGUGUGUGUGUGAUGCUUUUCUGGGGAGUUAUAACCAUCUUCAGCAUAUGUAAAUAUACUUUUGCUUUUUUGUCUGUUUCGCCAGGGGCCCCUGAACAGUGAAUCUUCCAAUCAGAGUUUGUGCAGUGUGGGCUCACUAAGUGACAAGGAGCUGGAAGUAAGUGAACCUGGUGUUUACUGGACAGCCUGUCCUGGGGUCAAACCAGAAGAUACCUGAUUACUGUCAACUAUGUGAAAAUAGUCAGGGUUCCAUUCCAGCAGGAGAAAAUAUGCCACCUUUUGGACUCUCUAAUUCCCUGCCAUGCAAAUAGCCUCAACAAAACUCAAACAAUUUAGCCCUCGGGAAGGUGCAAGGCAGUGAUCUUAACUCUCAAGUGCCUUGCAGUCUUCCUUAAUGGAGUUAAUUCAUUUUUGGUGUAAUACUUGCUGUUAGUGGGGUUGCAGUGGUCACUGAUUUUUUGUUCCCCGGUAUCAAAGAGGGGAAACAUAACCCUCUGUGUUUACAAACUGAGAAGUCUUCCAGGGGGUUUUGAAUUUCUUAGUGUGCUUUGAUGCUGAGAUAUCUGCAGAAAUUGAUUUGGGAUUUGUUUUUCUCCCCCUUAAGACUCCAGAAAAAAAACAGAAUGACCAGCGCAACAGGAAGAGGAAAGGGGAAUCCUUUGAGACCAACCAAGGUAAGCUGUGCUUUAGGCCCCCUAAUUAGGAUCUCCAAACAUUCAGUAAUGAGCACAGUUGUUUGAGAAUUCUAUUUUCCCUUGAUAUCAUUGAGUCUGACUCAAAGGUGUAUUGGGCAACUUGUUAUGAUCUUGAGCUUGGAGCAGCACCCUUCCCUUCAGGGAAAAUUUGCCGUCUGCAUUAUAAGACAAACAGUUUUAGUCCUGAGGCGGUCUUAUUGCAAUUUUCACCUGCAUCUGUUUCACUACAUGCACAUGUCACAUUUGGGCAUGGUUUUCCAGUGGCUGCUUGGCAAAGAUAGUCACUUGCAGUGAUCACACAUCUCUGUCACACAUGAUUGUCACAAAACUUGAGGCACUGAAGUACUUCCAUGUAAAAAUAAAAAUAAUGGUUGAAAUAGCCCCUAGGAAUCUAUCAGAAGUUGGUAUAUCGGAGAAUGUAGACCUAAAUUGUGAGGAAGAGUAAAAAAUUUCCCUUUCUGAUGCUUCCUUUCUUAAGUGGUCAUUUUUGGUGUUGACAAAUCACCCAGAAGCACCUAAUCCCAAGAAUCAUAUGGAGCAACCUUUGCAUAGUCUGGAAUCAUGGCCCAUACUGAUGACACUUCCUUCUCUGGCCCCAUUAUGGUUGCUCCUUAUCCACCCACUUCUACCAUGUCUUCCCGCAUCCAUCCUCAGUUUCUUUUAUGUGCCUCUUCCUUUUUUUUAUAAUAAUUUUUAUUAAUUUUAACAUAUAAAUUAUAGUACAUACCACAAAACUUCACCACAUAUACAGUCUUUUUUUGGAUUUCCAUCAGCACCUCUGCUGAUCCACCGUUUUGACCACUUCUUAUGCAUUUCUUAAAUUCAUAUUGCCCUUAAUUAUCUUAACUAACCAUCCUCCCCUUUAUACAUUUUUGCGAUAGUUCCAAUAAUUCACCUCACAAAACUUCUUGCAAACCUACAAACGUAGUCUGAUCAUCACAAUUACUUUUCAAAUAGUCUGUAAAUUUACGCCAGUCUUCUGUGAAUUUCUGGUUCCGCAGAUUUCGAAUCCUUCCUGUUAGUUUAUCUAGUUCUGCAUAGUCCACUAAUUUCAUCCUCCAUUCUUCUUUCGUCGGUAAUUCUUCUUGCUUCCAUUUUUGUGCCAAUAAUAUUCUUGCUGCCGUUGUUGCAUAUAAAAACAGCUUAUAUUCUUUUCUGUUUAUAUCACUUCCUACAAUGCCCAGUAAAAAUGCUUCUGAUUUAUUUAUAAAUGUAUAUUUCAACAUUUUUUUCAUCUCAUUAUAUAUCAUUUCCCAGAAGCUUUUCACUUUUUUACAUUCCCACCACAUGUGAUAAAAUGUUCCUUCUUUUUCUUUACAUUUCCAACAUUUAUUGCUAACUUUAUACAUUUUAGCUAAUUUAACAGGUGUAAUAUACCAUCUAUACAUCAUUUUCAUCACAUUUUCUUUUAAGGCAUUGCAUGCAGUAAACUUUAAACCCUCUUUCCAUAAUUUUUCCCAAUCACUCAGCUGUAUAUUAUACCCAAAAUCUUUAGCCCAAUGAAUCAUAACCGAAUUUACCUCCUCAUCCUUCAAAUGCCAUUCAAGCAGCGAUUUAUGUGCCUCUUCCAAGAACCUUUGAACUCAUGCACACACAUUCUUUGAGCUCUUGUCAGUUGUACCUCCGUUGCCACUUGCUCCUUUUGCUGUUCUGUGUGUGCUCACAUGCACACAUGUCUUUGUCCUUUUCUCCAACAUACUUUUGGGGGAGCGACAGAGAAUCUUUGAGAAUAAGUGUUGCAUUUCAGAUAGUCCCUUGGUAACUAUCCCGGAACUGUGUCGUUUCAGAGGUUGGUCCUAAUUGGUAUUCAUUCUGCAUCAACACAGAGGCUCUGUCUCAUUCUAGUCUACUACUCUGACACACACCAUCUGAAGUGUGAGGAGGGAGUCCUCCUAAAAUGUAGCUGUCAUUUACAUGAAAAGUACAUGCACAAUCCUCACUUAAAGAAGGAAGCCAGCUGUGCAGGAUCCUUUUUUCCCCCCUCACAAAAAACAUCAAGAGUCUUACAUGUUAAGAGGAGCAGAAUGCUACAGCACAUGGACAGCUGAGUCUGCAAAUUCCCUUAUAAUAAACAGGCACAUCCAUAAUCUUUGGUACUACCCAAUUCCCUUCUUAUCUCAAAACCAAGACAAUUUUUAAAAAGAAGAAUUAAACCCUGAAGCAUGAGAGUGUUUUGAUUUUGAAGGUUUAAUACCAUCUGUUUUUUUUUUCCUUCCAGGCAAAGUCACUCCAAGGGGACAUAAAAUUAGUGAUUAUUUUGAGGUAAGCCAGUUUUACAUGUAACUUUUCAGAAAACGAUGUCCUUGCAAAUUCUUUCCAUGUAGGUUAGAGACAGGGACUCUUCUAAAUAAUAUGUAAACAUCUUAGAGAGGGGGCCCCUUGCAGUUAAAUGACUAAAUUUUCUAGGGAACUGUCUUCUUUAUAUUUUUAAAACAGUUUUAGGGCAAAAAAACCCAGAUCUUGAUUGUAGCUGUUCCCUUGUGUGCAUAGUUUUCUGUGCCCCAGUUUCUAUGCACCUGUGCAGUGUGCUUUGCUCUGUGAAACUUUCACAGUGUUUCCAUGAACUUACUGGUCUACUUUUUUUGUCCCCUCCAAAUUUUAGUUUGCUGGGGGAAGCGGUCCAGGAACAAGUCCUGGAAGAAGCGUGCCACCUGUUGCACGAUCAUCGCCACAGCAUUCCUUAUCAAAUCCUUUACCUGUAAGUAUUCACUCAAAGGGACAGAAUGUGGGCUUUUGUGAGUAAUGUGGCACCCUGAAAAGGGUAUCAUUUCUAUAUUUUUUUUAUUAAAGCUCAUUAUGAACUUCAAAUUUAAGCAAUGUUUACAAACCUAAUAGGUGGUGAUUCAGAAAUCCUUGCUGGUAGUGCAAAGCUUCCAGGGUUCAGGUAUUGGGAUCUGAAUGCUCCCCUUAACAUUCCUUCUACCUGAAUUCUUACUCCCGCUGUCUUUGCUGUCUGUCUAACCCAGUGUUGGGCUCUGUUUGAUUAAGGUGUGUGUGCAGUAGCUAGGCAGCAGGUAAUCUUCAAAGGAGGAGGCUCAUACAUACGAACGAGAUGUGGCAGGAACUAUAUUUCUAGAAGAGUGAAGGCCAAUCAAAAGUUGAAAACCACCAUGACUCAACAUUUCAAGGGCAUAGGGCAAGAUAGAAAUCUUCUUAGCACUGCUUUUCCUUCUCCUGCCCAUGUAAAAUUUAAUGGCAGUGUCUGUUAUCCAUUGCUGUAAAUAACUACACAGAAAUGACAAGUGUGUCCACCUAUGUGUGUGAUUUUGUCAUAAGGUAGCUUGAGCUAGAAGUACCAUUACUAACCCUAGGACAAAUAAUUUAACAAAGAGGUUUGGUUUGACCACAUCACCAUACCUUUCUGUGUCUUUGUAGGUUUUUUUAAAGGAUUCUAAAUUGCUCAGGAACAAGUUUUAGAAGAGGCAGGUUAGGGAAGUUAUGGGUUUGCCCCAGAGGGGAAUGGGACUACCAUGAUGGCAAAUGGAGGUAGAUAUGGAGGCAAACAAAGAUAUACAGUGGUGGGGAGUGCUUGUUACAUCAAAGCCCUUGCUCCCUCUGCUUUUCCUGCUGUGCUUCAGAGUCGGGGGUUGCCAGUCAGCUCACCUGGUGGUGGUGGUAACUGCCAAGUCUGUCCAGAAUAAAACAUCUGUUGUCCACAAUUUAAUAGCAGGGGCUGAGUUGGCAUUCAUAACUGAGAGCUGGGCAGAUGAGCUUGGUGGCUGUAUGCUACUGCAGCUACCCACCUGGGUACUUGCUGCAGCACCGUUCAGGUCAGAGGGGCGGUGAGGGAGAGUCAGAAUCAUCCUCACUAGGAGGACAGUCCACACUGUUUCUGAAUUUGAGGGAAUGUUUGUGGCAUUGGGCGGAACAGGGAUUUUGUUGGUGUGGCAUUCACCUCACUGCAUUACAGCCUUCCUAACUGAGCUGACAGAGGUAAUCUGAGAUGUGGAAAAUCCAUGGUUCUAACUAUGGAAAGGGGGCAUACAAAUAAAAUGAUGGAGGUUGGGGGGGGGGGAAUGACAGCUCCUAAAUUGUGGAAUUCCCUCCCCACAUAGGUGCAUCUGGCACCUUUCUUGGAUAUGUUUUGUUGUAUGCUGAAGUCGCACCUGUUUACCCUAUCUGUUGACACUACAUUUUAAGACCCCCUCUAGUUGUGAUUGCAAUUUGUUUCAAACUGUCUUCGAGCUGCAUUUUAUAUUGCUGUAACCCACCCUGAAACCUUCUGGAAGAGGGCACGUAAUAAAUCAUAUUUUUUUUAAAGAUACCUUAAAACCAUAUCUAGUACUUGUUUUUACAGUUUACUCAGCUGGAAGAAUGGAAAAGGAAUUGUUUAUUACAACCUCAAUUGCACAUUUAUCUUCUGCAGGAUAUACAGUGGUACCUCAGGUUACAUAUGCUUCAGGUUACAGACUCCGCUAACCCAGAAAUAGUGCUUCAGGUUAAGAACUUUGCUUUAGGAUGAGAACAGAAAUCGUGCUCCAGCAGCAUGGCAGCAGCAGGAAGCCCCAUUAGCUAAAGUGGUGCUUCAGGUUAAGUACAGUUUCAGGUUAAGAACGGACCUCUGGAACGAAUUAAGUACUUAACCCGAAGUACCACUGUAAUAUUCUCAAAAAGUCAUUCUGUACAUGUAGACUGAGCAAGUGUGUAAUUGUUAUGUGCAUGCGUGUUGACAAAUGACAGGGUCAGCUUUUAACUUCAUCCUUUUUAGGAGGUAUGGUGUAUGUUUUUCCCAAUGUUGUAUACAUAUAUCAUUGGAAGGAUGUCCUGUUUUCUGUUUUUAUAGGAAACAUUUGCAAGGUUUGGGUUUGGUUUUUUCAGGGCCCAAGCUGAGCAUGGUAGAGAUGAGCACACACUACUGGGUCUAGAGGAUCUAGCCUGGACUAGCCUCAUUUUCCCCCUCGUGGUGAAGUGCUGAUCAUGCUUGAAGUUCAUCCAAGCUUAUUUCCCUGUAUCUGUGUGUCUGUAUAAUAUGCCUAGUUUUUGUAAGAAGCGUUAGAGCCAAUCAGAAGCAGGGUUAGAACAAGUAACAGUGAGCUGUUGUUCCAGGCCCCCCUCUAGAAUGAUAGGGAACUUCAGCUCAUGUCAUUUGAGAGACAAAGGUAUGCCACACUAUCUCAAAAAACUACAAGUCCCCUCCUGUGCAGGCAGGAGGUAUGAAUAAGGAUGUGGCAACCAAGAAGCACCAUUAAAAAUUGGGUGCAGUGGUAGUCAAGUAAUGCUGAUAGAAUUUGCAGGUUCCCAAACGUAUGAGAGUAAAUAGACCCCAUGUCAUUUCACCGUAUAGGAAAACUGGCAAUGGUACUAGACGUCAUUCAUGAACAGGGAAAAAGGACUAAAGCAUAUUUGUUAAUGCCAAUGAACCUAGAUCUGGCUGUUCAUUCAGAUCAAGCAACCAGAGAUGUAAGACGAUUAAGCAAAGGGAACUAAAAGAAGCUGAAUGACACCAAUCAACCUUACAUGUUUUAAAGAGUUGAGGCCUUUCUUUGUCACUUCUUCAAAAGAGACAAGUCUGGGGGCAGGGUGUGUGUGUGUGUGUGUGUGUGUGUGUGUGUGUGUGUGUAAGUAAGAGGAUGGUCCAUGUUGCAAGUUUGCACCAACCCAGAGAAAUUAAUGCUUGGCAGUCUCUUCCAUCAUAUUGUAAUGCCUUUUUCCCUUCUGUUCUCAUUCAAUACAUAGAGAUAAGUUUUGCCUGGACAAGAGGAGACUUGGGUGGGGGUAGAAUGUGAUAACAACACUCCUCUACCUGAUAGACUAUUCUAUCAGAAAGGGUAAAAACUUGUUCUCUGCUGCCACAGAGAGCAGGACAAGAUCUAACAGGUUCCAGUUAAGAGAGGGUACAUUUUGGUUGAACAUUAGGAGAAGCUUCUUAACAGUAAGAGCAAUACAGCAAUAGAACUAAAUGCCUGUGGUGUAGCAUUUGGAGGAGAGGUGGUUGGGAAGCCUGUGAGUCUGAGGCUCGGUACUUUUCUUCCACCUAAUACCAUAGGUUUCCAUUGUGCCCAAAAAGGUGCAAAGGCAUCAGGGACUGCGUCUUUUAUUUUCCUAGUAGUAAUGGGGCCGCUUUUGGUAGCUAGAUCACACGCUUCCUCGCUCCCUCCCAUUGCUUCUCCUCGCUGUUUCCAAGCUGCCGUAUUUACUAAUGCAUGGAUCAGAUUUGUUAUCUAUGACCCUACUUCUCCCUCCUUCUUUUCUCUUCAAAGUAUCUUGUGGUUUUCUUUAAAUGUAUUACAGCGGCGAAUGGAGCAGCCGCUUUACGGGGUAGACAACAGCGCAGCCAAGGAACUGCAGGAGGAUCACUCUGCUCUGCCAACGCUGGUGUCGGCGAUGCUGGCGAAACAGCGGCUAGAGGGCGAGCAGCUGGCCCAGAGGGGUGCAAGCCUCUGUUUUCCAUUUUCUUCGGUGAGCAUGGUCUUAAUGGCCACACUCAAGGGGGUCUGAAUGGGUCUGACAUGGGUGGAUAGCAUCCAAUCCCCCCCCACAUCUGUAUGGCCCCCUUAUUAGAAUCUCAGGUUUCUUUCUUUUUCUUCAAAUUCUAGUCCUCAGUGGUUGCAGCUUGUGACAGCAAAACUAGCUAAAGGUUUUAGCUUUUCUUUUUUUCUUUAGGAAGUACUCUUCCCCCAAACCCUACUUCAUUGACUCCCACCUUGAGGUACUCCUUUCUCUGGGGCCUCCUCUCCCUCCCAUUUUCCUUGCUUUACCUCUCUCCCAUCCCUUCAUGGUGAUGAAAUGGAGCUCCAGCUCUUCAUGGUGAUGAAAUGGAGCUGCCCAUUUCUAAAUGGAACACAAAUUGAAGUUUAGAGAAUCACAGCUUUUCCAGUUCUCAUGAUUUGAAAGACCAAUAUACUAAAGUUUUUUUUUUUGUUAUUUAAUGGUUUCAUCUUCAAGAUAUGGUAGCAUAGUCAAUUCUUUUGCAGGAGUGGCUCAGUGGCCAUCACAUGUAAGUUCGGCAUGUUGAUUAAACUAGUAAGUAGCAACUAAAAUGGGCAAGAUGGCUUCCAAGGUAGCGCUUGGCUUUGAACAAGUUGUGUGCUCCUUUACUCCGACAAUUACAUCUUCAGAUUGUGAAAUGUAACCUAAUCUUAUUUAGAAGGCCAAGUGCUUCAACUUUAAAAUGUUUAUUUCUCAUGAUUCACACACCCCUCUUUUCUGCAGUGUCUCCUAAGAUUCCACAUUGAAAUGCAUCCAUAGAAAGAAUCUGUUAGCCUGUACAGGCUUAUUAAUUGCAAAGCAAAUUGCAUUUCUAGGGUUGUCAUUCGAGCCUCUUAGCUCCAACAGCUAAAUCUUUGUGUCACUGCCCCAGACCCCAGGCAUUUGCCAAAGAAAUGCAUUCAAGACUUUACAAACAAUUCAUUUUCUUAAAAGCAUUUUGGCUCUUUUCCUGGAAAUGAUCUCUAAUGUGCUUUUUAAAUCAUCUUAACUGUAGGUUGGGUCCAGAUGUAGUUAGCUGUUCAUUUUGUCCCAUUGCAAUCAAGGGGAUUUAAUUAGUCAUGACUAGCUUAUCCCAUUGAUUUAAUGGAAAUAAAGUGUGACUUAAUCAGGACCUAGCCCCGUGCAUGUGAUCAGACAGACUUUUAAACAUAAGAACAUAAAAAGAGUCUGCUAAAUCAGGCCAGUGACAAGCGUCCUAUUCUCACAGUGGCGGAACAGAUGCCUAUGGGAAACCAGCAAGCAGGAUUGAAGCACAAGAACACUCUUCCCAACUGGUAUUCGGUAGCAUUGCUGCCUCCAACAGUGGAGACCAUAGCCAUCAUGGCAAGAAGCCAUUGAUAGCCCUGCGCUCCAUGAAUUUGUCUAAUUCUCUUUUAAAGCCUUUGAAGUUGGUGGCCAUCACUGCCUCCCGUGGGAACUGCGUUGUGUAAAGAAGUACCGUAUUUUUUGCUCUAUAAGACUCACUUUUUCCCUCCUAAAAAGUAAGGGGAAAUGUGUGUGUGCGUCUUAUGGAGCGAAUGCAGGCUGCGCAGCUAUCCCAGAAGCCAGAACAGCAAGAGGGCUGCUCAGCGAUCGCUCCUGCUGUUCUGGCUUCUGGGAUUCAGAAUAUUUUUUUUUCUUAUUUUCCUCCUCUAAAAACUAGGUGCGUCUUAUGGUCUGGUGCGUCUUAUAGAGCGAAAAAUACGGUACUUUCUUUUAUCUGUCCUGAAUCUUCCAACAUUCACCUUCAUUGGAUGUCCACAAGUUCCAGCGUUACGAGAGAGGGAGAAAAACUUUUCCCUGUCCACUUUCUCCAUGGCAUGCAUAGCUUUAUAAACUUCUAUGAUGUCACCGCUUGCUCGCCUUUUCUGUAAAAUAAAAAAUCCCAAACAUAGCUACCUUUCUUAAUAGGGAAGGGAACCUGCAGCACCCUGGCUCUGUUACUGCUGAUGUUAAUUCUAUUUCCUUGGAAAUAUGAAACCUGCUGCCUAUCAGAAUUGACAGCACUCAGCUAGGCAAGAUAAGAUUGCUUUCUUUAACCUUAGGUAACAGCUGGGAAGAGUGUGUGUUUGACAUAAUGCUUUGCCAUCCUAUUAAUUUACAGCCCAUGUCCUUCAUUUACUCCUUUUCCUGCAGGCCCAGCAAGGCAGUCCUUCUUCAACGGGUUCAGGGAACACAGAGCAUUCCUGCACCUCCCAAAAACAGAUUUCCGUCCAGCAUAAACAGACACAGGUAUAAAACCGAUGAACAAUGUACUGCAAUGUCUGUGUUGUAUCUUGCUUGAGUCAAACACGUAUCAUUGGAGAAAUAAUGGAGGGCAAUGAGGUAGUGACAUAGCUAUGCCAGAAGAAGGCUAAUGUUUAUUCCAUUAUCAAUUGUUUCCUUCUAAGUGCCUUCAGCCUUAGGGAUAUUGUUGGCUUAUUCAAAACAAUGUGUUUUGGUCAGCAAAUUUCCAGAGGAGAUGCUAUUUUUCUUGCCUCCAGCCUCCCACCAUUGUCAUGUUCCUCUUUUCCCCCCCAAUGAUAGACAAAGUUGUCUUUUAUUUUGCUGUUCAUUUGUUUAUUUUAAAAUGCUUCUGUCCUUCAACCCUAACUCCUUUUGCAAAAUGGGUAUUCAUGGUGCACGCGGUCUGAACAAUUCUGAGUGCUGUGAUCUGCAUCUGGCGUUUCCAACACAUGCAUCACCAUCCCCAAAAGAAAGAAUCUGCCUGCACAUGGGAUUUCCAUGUGUUCUUCAAAAUUCCUAUUCAUACCAAGAGGCCUCUGAUCAGGGCAACCAUAUAAAAUGAUGGCUUUCAAACUUUUAGGACCCUUUCAGAUGGAUUUUUCUGCUGAGGAUCCCAUAUGCAUCUGCUGCGGAGUCCCUUUAAAUUGUAAAUGCCUCUGGGAUGUGCAAGGAGGGGUCCCCAGCCUUUGGGGCUACACCAUUGCACUGUGGAGGUGAGACAGCUGCCCAGAACUCACCCUUCUGGUUAUAUAACGGAGGGGAAAUUUGGUGUUGGUGGACAAGCUGCCUUUCAGGGAAACGAGUCCCCAGAUUCUGAUCUUCUCAUUGAAGACGAUAGGAUCUUGUGAAACCCAGCCGUGGUUUCAGUUUUUAAGCUUUGUGGCAGUGUUGCAUUUUGAAAAGGUGACCAACCGAAAAUAGGUAGAAAAAGACCCAAUACCCCCUGAAAGGUAGGCUGCUUUUCUGAGGGGAAAGUGGCUUGCUCAAAGGCACACCAUUUUGGAUGGAUGUAACACGCUUUGGGAGGAGCGUGAUUAAAAUGUUCAUAGGCAAUGUCUGCAAAAGGCAUGUCAGCUCCACACACAGUCAUACCCACCCUGCCUCUCAUACCCUUUAUAGAUUUAGUGUGCUGAGUGACAGUGGUGUGAUUCUGUUUCCCCCACAAAGUUUCAGGGAAUACAAACUAUGCCCUAAGAUAAAGGUGAGGAACCUGCACCAUCCAGAUGAUGGUGGACUACAUCUCCCACCAUCCCAAACCAUUAGCCUUGCUGUCUGGGGUUAAUGGGGGUUAACACCUGGAGGACCACAGGUUCCCCGGCCUGUAUGGCUUGUUGCUUGCUUUUCCCCCCAUGACCCCACAUCACUGGGAUUAGAAUGGAGUUUUGCCAGCUUUGCUACACUUGGGAAAUCUCAGCUCUUUUUUCCCCUUAGGGACUAGAGAAGGCUUUUAUGACAGAUGUGAAAAGAUUUCAGCUCCAGCUGUACCAUUUGCCUGAUGUUUUGGUUUGCCUUUUGUAAGGGAAAACAUUUUCUCCAUAAUUUCAGGUUGUUCCAUUCAUUGGUCACGAAGGAACAAAAGACUCGUGUUUGACAUGCUUUUUUGUCCUUGAAACACCCAAUCACUUCUUGGGUGAUUUUUCUCAUUGAGCUCUUUCCCUCUUCCUCCUGCAGUCUGAUCUCACGGUAGAAAAAAUAUCUGCACUAGAAAACAGUAAGAACUCUGACCUGGAGAAGAAAGAAGGCAGGAUAGAUGACCUAUUGAGAGUAAGUACACCUGUAAACUCUUCUAAAAAUAAUAAUACUUUUUUAACGCAUAGAGCGGUAAUGUAAAGUGAGAGAAUGUAUCUAUAACAUAGGGAACUUGUUAGUAUAAUGGGAUUAAAUUGUAGAUGGGCUAGGAUUUCUUGAAGCACCCAACCAUGUUCUUGCAGAACCUGAUUAUUCCAAUGAAGAAUUUGUUUUCUAUUCAAACAAAGAACCCUUUAAAAAAAUAUAUAUAUUCUUAUGACUACACCACUUAAUACAAAUGUGAAAUGACUAAAAUUCCUCCAUGGCCCAACAGUUGAACACUGUGGUGCCUUCUAUGUUCUCUGGUACUAUAUUUUGACAACUACAGCAUCUUCAUCAUUUCCCUCUCUGCCUGCAUGCCAUCCAGGUGAGAUUUUGGCUGUUCUCUGUUUGGCUACCUGCUUAGCAUUACUUCUAUUUUCAGGCAAAUUGUGACUUAAGGCGACAGAUAGAUGAACAACAGAAAAUGCUUGAGAAGUACAAAGAACGGUUGAAUAGAUGUGUGACAAUGAGCAAGAAGCUUCUUAUAGAAAAGGUAAGUUUUGGCUUCCGAAUUGCCCUUUACAACCUUCUCACCUUUGCCCUCUUCUCUCCUCCCAGCCCUUCAGUUCUGUGCAUUUUGUUGGAACUUGUAUCCUGCUGUAACUUGCAUACAUUAAUCGGAGUAAGGAUUGCACAAAUGUAUUGGGUCCACGAGGACAUUGUUUUAUCAUACUCAUAUGGACAUGCAUGCAAAGGUACCUAUUAUACUGAGUCAGAUCGGCUUGAGUCCACCCUGGCACUUUCUGCAAAACACUUUCUCUGCUUUUGAGCUACAGUCCCCCUCCAAAUUUUUAUUGUAGUAUAACUACCACCAUCUUUUAUGAGCAUUGCUUUUGAGUAUGCCCCUUCCUAGUGACUUCCGCUAUAUCCUGGAGACCCACUGAAAAUCCUAAUUCAGACCUUGUCACAUGGAGGUGCAUUUAGAACAAAUGCUCACCAUCACCAAAAGUUAUUUUUGGGUUGUGGACUCAAAUUUGUAAUGACAUUUACAACACUAGAGAGGUGAGCAGUGAAAGUUGCCAAACCUCAAAACCAAGCUGUGUUGCAUCAGGAAGACAGUGUGGCUCGGGCUGUGACGUUUAUUACAGUGGGGUAGCCUUUGAGAACAUCUCUUGCUGUUUAUAAUUGAUGCAUGGAUAAAGAGCCACUUUUUUUCCUCCUCCUUCAGCUCUGAUCUAAAAGGCCCUGGCUUGAAUUGUAUUCAAAAGGCUAUAAGCUACCAUUCAUUUUGAUGGAAAUCUCCCAUUUUGUUCCCUCCCAGGCGUAUGCAUGCAGCACUUUUGGUUUGAAUGUGUGUAUGUAGCCCUUUUUCUUUCUUUACAAAGAGCCAGUUGCUAAGCCACAUGUAAGGGACCAUAUGCAGGCCACAGGUUUGCACAUGACAGACUACUUUCUACACUUGAGGAGUGUUAAAGUUUGCAUCGUUCAUAUUUUCGGUCCUCAUUGACUGACUAGCAGUGUGGUGAACCCCAGUUGUGGCAGCGUUGAUUCAUACUAUCCUUCUCUCCCUAGUCAAAGCAGGAAAAGAUGGCAUGUCGAGAUAAGAGUAUGCAGGAUCGGCUGAGACUGGGUCACUUUGCUACGGUGCGGCACGGUGCGUCUUACACUGAGCAGUGGACAGAUGGCUACGCUUUCCAGAACCUUAUCAAGUAAGUGCCGUAACUGCAACUUCUGCCUUUUCUCAUGGCGGCAAAGUGUACAGGCAGUUACUUGACUUGUCCUUUUCACGAAUCCAUAUGUAACUAAGGUGCUUCUACAAAACGUGUAUAUUUUUAAAAGAACCCUGUUUGCCAGGACUCAGGGCAGGUGACAUACUUAACAAUAGGGUUGCCAUAUUUCCAAAAUCCGGACAGAGUUGCUAAAUUGUUUUUUUUGGGGGGGAGGGAUGUACCGUAUUUUUCGCUCCAUUGGACGCACCCAACCAUAGGGCGCAUCUACUUUUUAGAGGAGGAAAACAAGGAAAAAAUAUUCUGAAUCAAAUGUUGUAUAAAUUACUGUAUUUAAUAAACAACCGGUAUAUCAGAAUCACAUUACAGCCAUGUAAAGUGAACAGCAGUCAACAAUGGCCUUAAGAACCAUCAUCACUGUCAUUAACAAAUGAAGAGAGACUUUAAGGUUUGAGUACUCUUCUAGUCUUCUGUGAACCCCAAGAACUCAUCACUGCUAAAGUCAGAAUUUAUGAAGCUCAGUUGCUCACAGUCACUGACAUCACUUUCUUCGCUAUCUUCAUGUAAAAUACCAUCUUCGUAUCCAUCCAAAGUAUUGCUAAUGCCACAUUUUUUCCUCUCAAUCCUCUUCCUCCCCUCUCUCAGCGAACAGCCUGCCAGCUGCUCGCAAACAUUCCCUUUACUUGAAUUACAGUCAAGAAACAGCCAAGCAGAGCUUCUCAGCGGCAGGCUUGGGAGGCUUUCCUUUUCCCCACUUUUUUCUCCCCCCCACCCAAGCAGAACAGUCCCCUUUUCCAGCCGCCUCCUCUCCAUCCCUUUCACCCAAACUCCUCAGGUGACAUCUACAAUUUCUCCCCUUCACUGCUCCCUCUCCUUUGCCCUCUACCAUGACUCUCCACUCACGGCAACCUAUGGUACCUCAUCUCCCUUCACCCAGCUUCUUGGUCCCCCUCCUCUCCGUCCUCUUCCUCCCCUCUCUCAGUGAACAGCCUGCCCGCUGCUCCAAACCUUGAGGGGAAGGGCAGGCUGCUGGCAGAGCAGCACCCCCCACCCCCAUUCAGCAGCCCAGGAGUGUGGGGCAUGGCCGCACAGCCUGCCCACUGCUCCAAACCCUGAGGGGAAGGGCAGGCUGCUGUCAGAGCAGCAACCCCCCACCCCACCCCAUUCAGCAGCCCUGGAGCGUGGGGCAUGGGCGCACAGCCUUCCCGUUGCUCCAAAGCUUCCCGGGGCUGCAGGGGGAAGCCAAGGCUGCCGGCAGAUGAGCGUGGUUCUUCCCCCCCCCGCCCCCAUUCAGCAGCCCAGGAGUGCGGGGGAUGGGCACACAGCCCUCCCCUUGCUCCAAAGCUUCCUGGGGCUGCAGGGGGGAGCCGAGGCUGCCGGCAGGGGAGCGCGGCUCCGCCACCACUACCAAAGACCAGUCCAAGAGUGUGCCGCACUCCGGCAAUUUGGCUCCAGGGACCACACAUUCGCUCCAUAGGACGUACAGACAUUUCCCCUUGCUUUUUAAGAGUAAAAAAGUGCGUCCAAUGGUGCGAAAAAUACGGUACUUUGCUAAGUAAUAGUAUUGCUGCACUAAGCCAUGAGCUGUAGAACUGCAUAUACAAUAACACAUCUUAAAUAUAUGUUGAGAUACACCUGUAUUUACCACUGAUCAGUAGAUGCCCCAGUAAACAUUGCCUCAUGAAGAGGCAUUCUAACACUUAAAUAUACAGUAUCAUAAGGGUGAAAACUAGGAGUAGCAGGUGACAGCCUGCAAAUUUGGUAGUCAAGGCAUGUGCAGGCCUCCAUCACACCUUUAUAAAACUUGCCAUUGCCCCUUUCCUGAUAGUGUGGUAUUCAUGUGAUCACAACAGUUGCAUCACUGUCACUUGUCCCAAGUUUUAUAAACUGCAAAAAUUCAGGGUUGUAUGUUUUCUGUAACAUAGAAUAUGGUAUGUUGUAGCAAAUAUGACCAGAAACCAACGCUUCUAAUAUGCUUGCCCAGGAAUGCAGAUGAGCCACUUCUCUGUGUCAUGUAUUAUAUUUUGUUCUCUAAUUUGUGUGCAUGUCCUGCUUUUGUUUAGGCAACAAGAGAGGAUAAAUUCCCAAAGGGAAGAGAUAGAAAGGCAACGGAAAAUGUUAGCAAAGCGGAAGCCACCUGCCAUGGGGCAGGCCCCUCCAGCAACCAAUGAGCAGAAGCAGCGUAAAAACAAGACAAAUGGAGCGGAAAAUGAAACGUAAGUGCUGCAAAAAAAAAAUCUGGUUGCUUUCUAUGAGUCGCUUGAAAUGCAAAGAAUAGCUUAUGGCUGAAGUUCUCAGGUUUUCCACAGUAGAUCUCCCCAAAACAUACAAAAUUAUUGGAGCCCUUUUUCUGCAGUCCACGUGUUUUAAAAUAAUUAGUAGUUGGUUUGAAAGUGUUGCUGUUAAUAUUUGGCUUUGCCUCAGCCACAAACUUGCUUCUAUUGGAAAAGGUACUUCUGUUUGUGCAAGUACACACACCAAAUUCCACAUCAUGCAAAGUAAGUACAGUGGUACCUCUAGUUGCGUUCCGCUCUUGUUAAAGACUUUCAGCUUACAAACGCGGCAUGUUCGCCACGUGCACAUGUGCAGAAGCGAUCUUCGCGCAUGUGCAGAAGCACUUGAUUGCGCAUGCGCAGAAAGGCACUCUAGUUGCGGACUUUUUGGGGUGUGAACGGCACCCAGAAAUGGAGUAAGUCCGCAGCUAGAGGUACCACUGUACAGCACUGCCCUUUCUCAUAAAGUGAUGGACGAAAACUGGCGUGACAGAUAUUGUACUCUGCCUAGUAAAGGCUCAGUUUAAUGACACUCAGGACCACGUCCUUACAAUCUGCCCGUGACCCUCUCCUCAGCACCUCUCUUGCAGGGAGAGAUGCAAAAGUUCUUUGAAAAACAUAGUGAUUAGCCUAGAGGAGGAAGUGGAAAAAGCAAGCGCUUUUGGCGGGGUGGGGGCACUUCUGAAGUGAAACAGAUGAAGGAGGCUUAGAAUAACAGAGUCAGGCAGCUUCUUAGAAGGGCUACAUUGUGGGUCUUCCUUAAAAGAGCAACAUCUCCUAGGUUGGGGGGGGGGUGUUCUCUGUAGAUGGGUGAGGGAAAUGAAGACGGAGGAUCUGUGUGAAUGAGAGGAAGGAGGUGGAUAGAUAGAUGUCUGGGGUGGUGUUAGCACCCUCUGCUGGAAUUUGGCCUCCUACACAUUAACCCCAAAGGAAUGCAUCCCUGGGCAAUGGGUGAAGGAGGUUCCUCACCUGUUCCCUAGUAAGUAUGGAGUCUUAGUUGGGGCAGUCCCUUAAUGCUUGGAAGGGCAGAGUGAUGGAUGCCAAGCACAAGAGGAGGGGGGACUUAGUUCAGUGAUAGAGCAUAAGAUUUUUAAGUGAAACACAUGCGAUCAAUCCUUGGCACCUCUGUUGUUGUUUUUUAAGACAUUCAUAGCAGAGCUGGGAAACACACUUGCCUUGAUUGUCUUGGAGUGCUGGUAGUCAUACUAGACAAUAUUGGGCUGGGUUUGAACCAGUGGCCUGACUGCUGUAUUCAGUAGGCAUAGGAAACCCCAGUAAAGUGUUACAAAAAUGAAAAGGGGAAGCAGGAAUGGGUCCCAGGCCUGUCUUCUUUUUUUUUGUCACCUGCCUUUAUCCCGCUAUUUGUUCUUCAGAGUAAUCUUUUGGACCACUUAUUUUGUGCACAUGCAGGUUAACGUUAGCAGAAUAUCAUGAACAGGAGGAAAUCUUCAAACUCCGGCUAGGACAUCUUAAAAAGGUAAAAUAUUGUAUUGCAAAAUUACUUCAGAGAGGCAGUGGUUUCAGCUGCCAUCUUGUGUUUUGUGUCUGUAUGACUCUUCAGCAUUAAUCCCAAAGCAGUCUAACACCCCUUGAAGUGAUCAAAAUACUAGCUCUUAUAAACAACAUUCUCGCUUGUGCACAUUGCAGGAGAAGAUUGGGAGCGACGGGCAAGCUCUUUUCAGGGGAAGCUUGUUUUCUUUUUACUGAUCGUCUCAUUUUGCUUAAUCAGAUGAGCUUGAUCAACACACUGUUGGAAAAGCACUGAUUUGAACGGGUUGAUUCCCACAGCAGUGAAAUAAGAAAUAGAACUGUCCGUGGCAUUUGUUCCUUUCCGGUGCCUCGGUUCUUAGCCCAGUAGCUGUGAAAUAGACUAGAGCUUUCCACACUGCUCAGACAAUCCUGUUCUAGUAGCACUGUAUCUGUCCACAAAGGACUGAUCUCCUGAGUCAUUUUGCCCUGAUUGUGCUGAGCAUGUCACUAUCAUCUAGUCCAGAGAAGUAAAAGUCUAGGUCUGAGGAUUGUUUCACAAGAAAAACAUGUUUAUUGAGAUGGAAGGAGUACUUACUAUAACUGGUUCACAUUGAAUCAUCUCAGCAGGGGCGACAGGGAGGAACAAGAUACAACCCUUAAUUUUAGGAGUUCAAAGCCAUAGUAGUCAUGUACGUUUUCUGAACACCAUUAGAAUCUGUAAAAAUGCUUAACUUUUCCCCUGCCUGCAACUGCUUUGUUGUUCAAGACAAACAUGUUCCUUUCGUCAGGUAUACAGAGUUUAAAUUUAACUUUUGGUAUAGCUGUUAAAGUGAUGUUUUUCUUUGUGUAGGAAGAAGCAGAGAUCCAGGCAGAACUGGAGCGGUUAGAGAGGGUUAGAAAUCUACAUAUCAGGGAAUUGAAAAGGAUACAUAAUGAAGAUAAUUCACAGUGAGUAUUGGGCAUGAGAGAGUUGCCCAAAGUGGCAAGGCACCAAAUAGCUACAAAAUGUCUUUUUUACUUAAGAGUGUGUAGCGGACUUACCACUUAAUACCAACAAUUAAUAAUGCGGCGGAUUAAUACUUUGGUUCAUAAGCAAGGAGCAUGUCUCCUCUGUUACUCACUCUCUUAACCAUCCCGCACCUGAGAUCUUCUUAAUAGUAUAACAGACCCAAGGGAUCACCUCACUCCUUGUUAAUGGUUCGGGAUUCUUCAGUACCUAGAAGAACUCUCCCCUCCUGGCUAUACUGAGACCCAGGUAGCCUGUAUUCCUACAAGAUCUCCCGGUUCAGUCACAGCCCUCCCAGAACACUCCUGUCUGUAUACCUUUCCCAGACCCCCAACCCAGUCUCCGUAUCCAAGCUGCGAGGCUCUGUCCUCUCGCUAUGGAUAGUCUCAGUGAACCAUUUCUCCUUAUCUCACUCCCUAGCUCACAACUCCAGUCAAACCCUAUCUCUUAACCUGAACCUUUGCCCUAUCAUCUUAAAUCCAGACCCAUCAAACUCCCUCGGAAACUGCUCCUUUUAUUGUCCCCCCCCCCCAAGUGCUGUUCCUCCCCCCUUUGUGGCUAGCUGACUCUGUCGCCGAUCAGAGAGAGGCUCCAGCACUCUGGUGUCUGUCACAGAGUGAUAUGUCUAACAAGCAAAAGCACUGAAGAAAUUUGGACACUUCUGUAGACAGCAUGGUCAGGAAUGAUAAGAGGGCCACAGGUUUUCCAUACCUGCUAUAGAGAAACCGUAUUGUACCCUUAGGGUUGUUUUGUUUCAGUUUAAUGUCCCCACAUGAUUCUUUUAAAUAGCUCAUGGUAGUCAACAAUUUUAAAGACAUUAUUUACUUGUCACCUUUAACUUCUGAUGCUGAACGGGCCAACUCGGUGCUAGCUGUUUUAGUAUUAAUACAGUGUCAUAAAUGUUUACAGGGGAACAUCAGGAAACAAAAAAGGAGCUUACAUUCUAGAUUGUGCUUGACCUAUCAUUAACAAAUGCAGUAUCUGUUUGAGAUUUGGAGUAAGCUCUUCUAGCCCCUUUACAUUUUCACCUGCUGCUUGUGGCUGGCUGACCAUAGUGGAUCUCCCUGGAGAUGUAACGCAUAUCCUGCCACACUCUCUAGUGCAGCAUUUGAUAUGAUCAAAAUACAGGCCUCUGUAUUCCCUGCUCUUGUAGGUGCCCUACUGCCGUAAUCUCAAAGCUCCUGAUCACUCACCAGUUGUGUGGUGGCUGUAGUUCCUCCAAGCAGCAUGUAAAUCUAAAAGGUGCAUAGCUCUACAAUUUGUUGGGUUACCGAUUGUGUGAGAACUAGUAUACCUGGCUCAAUACCGAGAGAAACUCCCUUUUGCCCAGGAUAAUCACUAUUCUGAGUUAUUCAGCUGAAGAUCAUGAUAUUACAGGUGCUGCAUGAAUAAAUAAAAUAAUUUCUCCUCUCCAGAUUUAAAGACCACCCAACACUAAAUGACAGGUACUUGUUGCUACAUCUCCUGGGCAGAGGCGGAUUUAGUGAAGUAUAUAAGGUAAGUUAGAUCUCCUUUGGCUGAUUGGCUGUCCUAAUUUGACUCCUUGAUAAAAUGACUCUGAAGCCAGUGUCUUAAUUAUCUGGCAUCUCAAGAAAUAAAGGUGGGACAGACCUCUGCCUGAGAUCCUCACCAUUCAGCAUGAAUUGAUAAAGGGCAUGUUCAUGUGCUUAUCACAACUGGGUGGCUUCCCUUGUUUUUAAAUUUGAAUCAUAUUCAUCUCACUUUGGAGGUGCAAAGUUUAUAAAUGCAUUCAUAUGAACUUGCAAACACUCAUGUACGUUCAUAUAUAUAUGCAUUCAUAUUGGAGCAAUUGCAUUAUAAGCAAGCAUCCUAAGGGAAAUUCACAUCCUUAUUGACAAAAAGAAUCUGAUUAGGGAACAGCAUUAUGCAUGAAGUUAUUUGCCUACUAAAAUACUAUGUGGGGGUGUCUCAAAGAAAAUGUUCAACAUCCACACAAAAUCGUUUAAAAUUAAUUUGGAAUUGCUGACUUUUUCCCCCAGUGCAAGGAAGUGAAAUUUGUUUAGGGUCGAGGUGUCAGCUCUGAUAGUAUUCUGAAUCAACACUCUCCUUCAUCUUCCAGGCAUUUGAUUUAACGGAACAGAGAUAUGUAGCAGUAAAAAUCCAUCAGUUAAAUAAAAACUGGAGGGAUGAGAAGAAAGAGAACUACCACAAGUAAGUAACUCUGGAUGUUGGACUGCAGAGAAGGGGGGGGGUAAAAAAAAGGGCAUAACUUCUAAAAUGAAAAUGUGGUUAGUAAAAGAGGUUCAUUGCUUCUGUCUGAAAAACAGCUGGUGGUUCUACUCUUCUGAACCAAAAAAACCCCUUAAUUUUUGCCCGUGUUAGCACAAUAAAUGGUUGAAGGAGCAAGACUUGAAGGGAGCUGAAACUGCUUUGGAAAAGGAGAGGGAUAAGAGCAGAAUGUUUAGGGACUCUGCAGAGAAAGACCCUUGAAAAGAACAUCUUACACUUCAGCUUCUCUGUAGGUUCCUCAUUAUCCUGGAAUCACAACCCUGAUCCAGAGCAAUGAAGCUAUAUUCUCUUGCCUGAGCUAUUGCUAGAAAUAUAGUGAAAUGCAACUGUGCGAUAGCAUUGGGUUUUGGUGGUCAAAAUGUCCAUUGCUAGUGAUUUUACAAAAAUGUUAGGUCUGAUUUGUUUGAUUUUUUUUAGAAAAAGUUUUGUCAUUGUAACCUGCCCCAAAUUUUAGGUAGAUAGUUGAGAAUAAGAAUAUAAAAUUAAAUAAGGGCAUUUUCCUUGUUGUUACAGGCAUGCAUGUAGAGAAUACAGAAUCCAUAAAGAGCUGGAUCAUCCUCGUAUAGUUAAGCUGUAUGACUAUUUCUCGCUGGACACUGACUCGUAAGUGCUGCUCUUUUUGCAAUUCUGCCGUAAAACUGGCUACUUGAAUGACUGUGCUUGGGAAUCUUGGGUCUCCUUAUUGCUCAGAGCUCAACGUGAAAGUGGGACGUGUGUCAUGUAAGACAUUCUGUGUCAAGGGUUUAGAAUACAAAGGGGUCUAUAAAAGAGAUCAGUUGUGUUGUUCAGGGUACCCCUCACUCCCCAGUAUGUAUUCCCUUUCAAUGUGGGAUGAAUUCCCACGCAGCAAGGAAUUGAAUGGGGCAGAGGGCAUCCUGUGGCCUUGCUGCCCUGUUAAUUGCCACGAUUGAAUGUGCAGCAGUGUGUGUGGACGGAAACAAAGCUGUAAUAGGUUUUGUAACUAUUACAAAAAUUACAAAAACUCUCCCACAUUCAAACCACCGGACCCAUUGGGAAUAACAAAUGACACUCUUUCAGUCAAAAUAAACUUAACAAUAAUGCUGUAAUUGCAGAUUGGUUUGUGAUUUUAUUUAUUUUGUGUUAAUUUACUUUGCUGUCUAAAUUAUAAAUGCUGCUUUUAAUGGAUUCAGUUUUGUGAUGCCUUGAGGCCUUGGCCAGAAGGCCAGGAUGUAAAUCGAUAAUUGAAAAGUUCCCGUUUAUCCAUAGAACAAGUUCUUAAAUCUCUGAUAAAACCCUUGACCCAGUUAAACAAACUGAAGUAAGUUAAGAGUAUUUUUUUCCAGGAUAACUAACCGGUGUAACCCUAUCACAGUGAGACGUUUUGUUACAAGCCAGCCCCUAGUUGCAACUACAAAAUUCCUGCAGAUAGAAAGGGAGGAGACUUUGCAGCGCUGUUAUAAUAUCAUGAGCCAAGAUGUUUGACUUCACUUCUUUCAGGUUUUGUACAGUGUUAGAAUACUGUGAGGGGAACGAUCUGGACUUCUACCUGAAACAGCACAAAUUAAUGACUGAGAAGGAAGCCCGGUCUAUUAUCAUGCAGAUUGUGAAUGCAUUAAAAUAUUUAAAUGAAAUCAAGCCACCCAUUAUUCACUACGAUCUCAAGCCAGGUAUGUUGAUAGUGGGUCUGAAACAGCAUGAGAAAGUGGGGCAGGGCACUCUGUAUUCUGCAGAUUUCUGUUGUGAGAAUUGCCGUGUUCAUUGGUUGUGUAAUAAGCAAGCUUCCAGUGCCCAUCAUUGCAUGAUCUUGUCAUGUAUAUGUAACAGGGUAAGGAAUGUGAAGCAGAGCACAGGAAUAAAUGAACAGCUCUCUCGAUGGAAGGAUGUAGAAAGUGGAUGUCUGCUUUUUAUUUGUUCAUAAAUGUUCUAAAUUAGGGGGGGUGAGCAGUAAGGUACCUACGUUUGCUCAUGAUGCCAAAUAUUUCUGUGUAGUUGAAACAAAAAGGGAUUGUGAGAACUUCCAAAAGGAUAUCUCCAAAAUGGGUGAACAGAUACUGAAAUGGCAAAUGCAAUUCAGUGUAAGCAAAGUAAGGGAUUCAUAUUUGGGGGGGGGUGAGAUUCUAACUUCACGUACAAGCUCAUGGGGUCUGAACUGGUGGUGACUGACCAGGAAUUGGGCAGGUAGCUCAGCGAAGGUGUUGACUUGUAUGUGACAACUGAGAACGGUGAAUUCCAUGCUUGGAAUCAGUAGGAAAGGGAUUGAAAACAAAGCUGUUGGUAUCUUAAUGUCGUUCUACAAAUCUGCACUGCAACAGCAUUUGAAAUAUUGUGUACAGUUCUGGACACUUCACCUGAGAAAGAAUAUUGCAGAGCUGGGAAACGUUCAGAAAAGGACAACCAAAGUGUUUGUGGGGUUGGAGCAACUCCUGUGAGGAAAAGUUACAGCAGUGGGAAGAUUUUCAGUUUAGAAAAAAGACAGGGGUGGAAACGACAUGAUAGCAGUGCAUGCAUAGUGUAGAGAAAGUGGAUAGGAAGAAGUCAUUGGGAGAAUUUGCAAGUGGGAGAAUUCUGUUGCCCUCGGGAGCUGCUUGGGGUCUUCCCCAUGGCAUCUGGUUGGCCACUGCGAAAACAGAGUGCUGGACCAGAUGGGCCUUUUGCCUGAUCCAACAGGGGUUCUUCCUAAGUUUUUGUGUUCAUGUCAGAGCCUUCAACUGCAAAGAGCAAUUUUUAUUCCUGUGCUCUGCUUGUGUCAUGUUGCAUUAUGGGUAAAUGUUUUAAACAGGAGGUGGGAGAAGGCUGAUGGAUGGGAGAUGGUUGCCUUAGGACAGGGGCUGGACCUUAACAGACCUUAACCACUCUGUUACUGGACCUAAACCACUCUGUUACUGUUUAGGAGAGAGGAGUUCUGAUAAGGUCGCUUUUUGGAGAUGGUCUGUCAUACUGGCUGAAAACAAAUAAGUGUAUUUGACCUCGUUCUGCAUUCUCAUUUGGAACAGGCUGCUGCUUCAGCAGCCCCUCCCACCCACCUGCAAAAUUUAUUGGGCAUAUUCACCUAGAAAUUUUGUUUGUUUUUUUAUUCUCCAGGUAACAUCCUCUUGGUAAAUGGUACUGCAUGCGGCGAGAUUAAGAUCACUGACUUUGGCCUCUCAAAGAUCAUGGAUGAUGACAGUUAUAAUUCAGUCGAUGGCAUGGAGCUAACAUCGCAAGGGGCUGGCACUUACUGGUGGGUGCCCUGGUCUGUUUCUUGCACUGAACAACCCAUAAUAUCGUAGCAUGUGAAGAGCAGGUUAUUCAGCUGAGUGGGCCAAGUCAUUUUUUUUUUUACAAGGCAAAAAGCUGCUGGAAGAGCCCCUGCACCUAUGGUGGAGCCCACCUUGAAGAACUGUGUUAAGGUGGACAGCUCUUCCAAGUGCUUGCGUCUCACACCACCAAGAAAUAUAAUCCGUACAUCCUUACAACGCUAAUAAUUAUAAUCAAAACAACAAUCUGACUGGGUUGUCCCAGUCACUCUGGGUGGCAAUAAGAUUCCAACCUUGUAAAUGACUGCCGUACUUGGCAAUAUGGAGUUCACUCCUUUGGUAACUUCUACUCAGAGGCAUGGAAGGUUGAUAGUGAGGAAGGAUAUGGAUUUGAAUAUGGCUAGUCUGCAGCUGUUAAUUUCUCUGCCCCCUAGGUAUUUACCACCUGAGUGUUUUGUGGUUGGGAAAGAGCCUCCAAAGAUUUCAAAUAAAGUUGACGUCUGGUCAGUGGGAGUAAUAUUCUACCAGUGCCUCUAUGGCAGAAAGGUAAGCAAAAUAAUUUGACAGCUGCUGAAUUUACUGAACUAUUGAAUCAUAACUGCAAACUGAGUUUUUUGUUGAAUUCUGUGGUGUCUUCGGCGCAGAGUUCAGGUUCCUGAGACUCACUUAAGCUUUCUGGUUUAAUUUUUUUAAGCACAUUUGUUGUUGUCAUGACUUGAAGGAAUUUUUCAGCGUGUGCAAGGAAACUUCAGUAGAAGCUCCAGUGCUCAGGAAACAGAGCUUUUAUAACUUCGAUUAAAUAAUUAAAUUUUGUCAAGCAAAGGUCUCCAGGCAACCAUAUUAUACCACCAAACAACAAAAAGCACCUGAAUUAUAAACAUCAUUUUAGUCUACCAAAAUCCUGGGGGAAAUAUGUAUUUACCUAGAGCCAUAAAAAUAUCAGUGAAGGUGCCAGGCAUAGCUCACUGAGAAGCACAUUCCACAAAUGAGCACAACUGAAAAUGCCCUCCUUUGUCACCAACCUUCAACCUGGAGAUGGGCCAAUAUUGCCUUGUUCUCCUCCAUUCAUUUUACCUUAGCACUGCACCUGCUAAAUGCAGCAUUGAUUUAAUUAAUAUUCUAGAUUCUGCCAACUGAUUUGGGAUGGGGUGGUUUGGGAAGUGAGAGAGCCGAUGCUUAUAGGAAAAGGAGAGGGAAGCAAACUGGUAAGGGGCAGUGAUUGGGAUGCAUGUUGAGUGAUCGGAAACUCUAUGGGAUCAAUAAAUCUUACUUCCCGACUGAGAACAUGUUCAGACUGGAAUUUUGCUACCUUUUAAGCAAAAACCCAUUAUACAUUUUCAGAUUUUUGUACACCACAAAUUAACCUAAUGUGCUUUUUUAAAAAAAAAUGGCUACAUUUCUGUGAAACCUACUGGAUCCCUCUUGUUGAAAUGUGAAUAAUGACCGUGUUCUAAUAUAUGCAUGUUGCACUCUCCCGUCCCCAGCCUUUUGGCCACAACCAGUCUCAACAAGAUAUUCUGCAGGAGAACACAAUUCUGAAAGCAACAGAGGUGCAGUUUCCUCCAAAGCCAGUGGUAACGCCAGAAGCAAAGGUAAGAGAGCGUUUCUAUUUGGUAUUGGCAAAGAAGCUUGGGGAAAUGUAGUGACGAUCUGUACUUGAAGGACACCUUUUUAGCUUUCACUCAAAUGGCAGCAUUCAGUAAUGGGUGACUCUUCCUAUCCACUUGCAGAAAUGUUUCAUAUUUCUACCAGGAGAGGAAGGCUCCCUGUUUCUCCUUUUUCCACUGAGGUUGCAGGGAUGUCCACAGCUUGUGCUGAGGAAAUCAUAGAGCUAUUUUCAACAGAUCUUUACUCCCCAUCCCCCUUUCUGUUCAUGACCAGGAUGAUGAUAAAAUCAUACCUUGGAUCCCAAACGCGUUGCCAGUCGAAUGUUUUGGCUCCUAAACGCCGCAAACCCAGAAGUGAGUGUUCCGGUUUGCAAACGUUCUUUGGAACCCAAACGUCUGACGGGGCUUCUGAUUGGCUGCAGGAGCUUCCUGCAACCAAUUGGAAGCCGCGCUUUGGUUUCUGAAUGUUUUGGAAGUCGAACGGACUUAUGAAACGGAUUCUGUUCAACUUCUGAGGUACCAUUGUAUAUAUUUUAAAAGCUCUAAAAAACAAAGGCGGCCUAGUCUAAUGCUUUCCACCCACCCAUCAGUUGGGAUUUGGAACAUAUCAUUGCCCUGAAACUUGUUGGCCAUUGAUCCUCAGCAGAGCCAAAAACUCAUUGCAGCUGGUGGCUUAUCUUCUGCCUCUAUCAAAGCUUCCUUUUAGAAAAGAUAUGUCUGACAGCAAGUUACAUAGUGGAGAAAAUAGAGUCCAGCUCCUCCAGGACACCACUGUGUCCUCUGUCUGUAUUAGAGCAAAACCUUGGACUUUAUGUGAAGUUCACUUCCGCUCUGAACCUGACAUCCAGACCCACCUUGGCAAUGACUUGUGUUGUCAGACAAGAUCUUUCCCUUUACUAGAUGAAUUAGACCCUUAGAUGGAUGACCCGUGUUCCUGUAACCCUUUUCUUCUGUAUACCCGCUGUGUUUUAGUUUGGGUUUGGUUUUCUUCAGCUGUAGUAUUUACACACUGAGUGGUCAACUCCCCCAGUGGUAGUUCUGCCUCCACUGAUGGAUAGGAGUUAACACCCAUCACUGAAUUUCCUCCUCCAUCCAAACAGAAGGAAUUGUUCUGGUAAGGUCUGUAGUUUUCUGGUGAAUCAGUCAUCUCUUCAAGGUUCACCCACUCAGUCCCACUCUAAACCACCUGUCUACAAUGUAGCAAGCAGCACCAUUCAGAAGCUAAGAUUGAAAUCUCUUCAGAUCUGCUGAAGAGAGAAAAAAGGCAACCAUGGCUCCUCUCUUCACUUUCACUCCAUGGUUCUGUUGUCAACUCACCCAGUUGCCUGAUGGGUAAAAUUGGAGACCAGCUUACUGCAGCAGGCUGAGGGAGGGAGCAGAAAGAAAGGGUGGGAGAAGUCCCUGCUACUGCUUUUUAUGCCAUUCCACCAGACCUGAAUAGUAGUGCCUGGUAAAAGCUUAGCCUAGAAGAGCCUUCCAUGACCAUCUAGACAAUUGCAGGAUGCCAAGGAGGGUGUGUUUUACACACAAUUUACUUAUCUAAUCUCUUUUUCUUUUCUUUUUUAAGUAAAACCAGCCUGUUUCUGCUUUUGGAAAAGAGCUACCAGUACCAACUUCUCAUGCCCAUUUUCUCUUCUUUCUGUUUGUCUUCCAGGCAUUUAUCAGGCGCUGCCUGGCCUACCGGAAGGAAGAUCGAAUAGAUGUUCAGCAGUUAGCAUGUGACCCCUACUUGCUCCCUCACAUCCGCAAAUCUGUAUCAACAAGCAGCCCGGCUGCGGCUGCCAUUGCCUCAACCUCUGGAUCCUCUAAUAACAGCUCUUCAAACUGAGCAGGAACAAUAGGCCAAAAAGAUAUAUAUAACCGGAACUGCAGAAAGAAAACCGAGAGAGAGUCAGAGACGUUUUGAGAAGCAGCCUUCGGGAUUGGCAAGGAAUCCACAAAACGGCCUCCAGAAACCGGUAUCGGGUGCUUUGUUUUCUUCUUGCGCUCUUGUCCCAUCCGUAGAGCAAGGCAUCAUUGAUUCUCGGCAAGGUUCUAUGGCGACUUAAGUCCAACUUAAGUGGCCAAGGAAGAGGAGAUUGAUUGGUCUCGUGCUGAGCAACGGCAAAGGCACUAACCGCUCUGGGCAGCAGAGAGAAAAGAUGGCUCCAUGUACUGUGAACUUCCAAACACCACGGACCCCGGGUGCGGUUCCAAAAUGCAGGGUGCACACACACUGUGUGGAGAAUUGCGGACUUGGCAGCAGGGUAAAGAGGCUGGACUUGGUCCACUGUCAAUAUUUAAAAAUAUGUUCCUCUUUUUUAAAAAAACAAGACAAAAAGCAAAAUAAAGUUUAGGCUACAUCUCAUUUGGGGGGAAGGGGGGGGAAACCCCACAGAGCUCAAUGCUGUGAGGUUCCACGGAGGGAUCGGCAUUGGACUCUUGAGCCCUUUGCAAGGGAGCCAAGUAUCCUGCCUGUUGAUAGCACCAGCAUUAGCAUGUCAUCCCAAAUAAUUUCAGUUUUAAAAUAACGACUUUUAUUGGGGGGUUUUUGGUUGUAAGGUGAAAUAACUAGCAGGUCAAUGUGGCAGCCCCCUCUCUCUUUUCUUUAGAUUGGCCUCAUAUUCUGUGAAGGAGGAGUACAAUGUAAUGCAGAGGGUGCGUUACAGCUAGGAACAUAGGUUUCUGUUCUCGCUCCAGCCCCCCAGAAAACUGCUUUUUGGCAGGUACUUGACGGUUAUCCCCCUUCAGAAUAAAACUAAGUGUUUCUAAUUUUUUAUUUUCCCCCAAUGUUUUCCUCGUGUGGUGUUCGGAUCCAUUCACUAAAGUCUCUUUUGGGUGAUGGCAUUCUCUUUUAACACACACAAGGAUGACAGAACUCUAGACAGAUUACCUCCCUUCCCCUCUUUCUCCCUUUAUUUUCUUUUUUUUUAAAUCUUUCUGUACUGUCUCAGAAGCAUCAGCUACAUUAACACCCCAAAAGGACACUUAUCCUGAAGAACAGCUAGGUUUUUUUUAAAAUCUUAAACUUUGUGUUUCCGUUUCUUUAUCAGAGUUUUGAGCUUGCUUUUUUCCUUUCCUUUUUUACAUUACUGCCCUUGGUCCUUGACUCUCUUUUUUUUUCACCUUUUAAGAAAGACAUGUAAACCAAAGAAGAAUCCAGUUGCUUGAAUCUUGUGGCAGAAUGCUACUCCUGCACGUGGCCAAAACGUUGUUUUCUGAAAACCUUGAAAGCCGUACUGUAUGGUCAGGUACCCUGGCCAGGACUUCGAUUCUGCACCCACAAGUGAUGAUUCUCAACCCUACCUCCUCAGCUUCCUGCAGAUUGGGGUGCAAGUAGACGUAGCAGGGGCGAGGCGAGGGGGACCAAGCCAUAUCGAGAUUUAAGGGACUUGCGGGAGAGCUGAGCUGGGAAGUGGAGGCUGUAUGUGUGUGUGUGUGUUGGUUUGUUCGUUCAUCUCUAGCUACUCCUGCAGAUCAGGUGGAAAGGACCUGGGUGGGCGAGUGUAGCUGGGUGUAGCUGUCUUGUGUGUGCCUCACCCUCCUUUUUAUCCAACGACUUAAUCACCAGGAUAGAUGAGGUACCAUUUGACCAGAAGGCGAGCCUGUGCCUCUGUUUAAAUGGCGUUAAACGAAGUUGCGCAGGGAACUGAGGAAAUGUGAUGUGUCAUCAUUACAAAUGAUGGCCCUGCAAAAAGGCUCUUUUAAUAAUGCUUUUUUAAAUAAAGAAAGAAGGAAAAAUCUCACCCCAAACAGGUGCCAUGAGUCCACCUUCGGGGACAGAAGGGUUUUCCUCACUUGUUCCUGAGAACUGAGGGUGUAGCUUUUUUUAGUUCCUCUGGUGGAACAGCUGGUAUUUGGACUCCUCCUACUGGGCAGAAAGUAAGAGAACUCUAGGGGGAAAGGCGAGCAUACCAUUAGGCUAUUGUUAAGGCUUCUGGUAAAGUUUACACACAGACACACACAAACACCCCACCCCACAAUUUGCCUCUGAGCAUGAGAAUAAAACACACAGCCAACUUUUUUGUCUUUUCUUCCCCACCCCAACCUCCUUUUCUUGUCCUAGGAGAAAACCAGGUCUUAUAUUAAUUCCAUUUAGGGUUGUUCUAGUCCACGGUUACUCGUCAUUUUUUCACCAAAACGCAGCUUGGGGCUAUGUGUGAGCUGGCAAAAUGCAGGCGCUGGUGUCUUGGCUGCCACAGCAGAGUACAGCUGCUGUCUGCUUGCUGAGCCCGUUUGGGGUUGGGCUCGUGUUAUAUUUCUGCAGCUAAAUUCAAGACUUGAAGCAUGCUGUCCUGGAAAGCGCUCAGUCCUAGCAUUUUAUCCCCCCGAUUGCCGUUCUUGGAAUUUAGCCCAAAGCAAGUUUUCACUUCAGGCAGGUUAAAACUUGGAUAUACCAGCUUGUGGUGGAGCUAAUUAUUGAUCACUCGUGGAGAGAACCCUGUCCCAAGUGAGACUUAAAAAGAAGUUUUAAAAUUUUGUUUUCUAAAAGCCCAACCUGCCUUUGAGCCAUAAAUUGUAUUUCUUUCCCUCUCUCCACCCACCCACCCCAAUUUACAUAGUGACUGUCAGCUGUUUCAGUCGCUAUUGGUUGUGCCUGGGUAGGAGCCUCCAUCUUUUCAUGGUGUUCAUCACAGAAGCAGGAUAGAUCUCUCUGGAUGAAAAAUGCAGACUGUGACUUUCCCUUUUCUUUUCUCCCCCCCCCCCUUUUUUUAAGCUGUUGCUGAAAUGGGUUUUAUUUCAGGUAACAAAACCUUUUUAUUGCCACACUGUUCAUUUUACUGAAAGGAAAGAGGAAAUGUGUAUGGAUUUGUAACUUGAAACUAGGCCAGACUGUUUUGGCUUUGCCCAGCAGACAAAAAUACGGAUAUUAAACAAGUUUUAAGAAACUGAACUUGA